UCAGCCCCUUAAUCUUCAGACUGACAUUAUGAUUAUUUGCAGUGAUUGAUAGAUUAAACGGGGGACAUCCAGUGCGCUUUGAUAGAUGGCAGAUUGGACUGAUACAAAGAGCUCUGUGAGGAGAGACGUCGCCGCUGAGGGAUGAUGCGUAGCGGGAAGGAGGGAGACGGUACAGUGGGGCUACAGAAGGGAACGAGGGCGGGGUUUUCCCUCCAAAGAUGAGGCUAACUAAAAUAAAAAAUUGCAGCCGGCGCACGUAACGUGGAUUCUUCGGACAAACAUACACGGAGAGAGAGAGAGAGAGAGAGAGAGAGGGAGGGAGUAAGAGGGAGGAUGGUGAUGUGGUCUAAGGAGCGGCUCUUCGCUCUUGAUGCUAUCUCAUCUCCCCUGUGAAGCUGUCGAUCCCUGUUUCUUUAAGCGGCUGAGUCGGGUUUUUUUUUUCUACAUUUUGAAAAUUAUUCACCCCUGGUGCGCCUUCACCGGUGUGUAUAUACUGUGCAUCCAUCAUCAUCAUCAUCAUCUUCACCGUAAUCUGCAGCCAUGUCUGACUCCGAGGACAUGACGGAGUUCGCCAGCAUCGUGGAGCGCAUCGAGCGGGGCGAGGUUCCGAUCAAGAACAUCGAGAGGGAGCUGAUCUGCCCCAUCUGCAAGGAGCUCUUCACCCAUCCGCUGAUCCUGCCAUGCCAGCACAGCGUCUGCCACAAAUGUGUCCGGGAGCUGCUGAUGAUAAACCACGAGGACUCUUUCGACGCCGGCUCCGAGUGCUCCCUGCCGGGCAGCCCCAGGUCCAGGGUGCCCUCGCCGUCCAUGGAGAGGCUGGACAGGCUCGUGAGAUCAGCCACAGUGCGAAGGUCGUUUGGAAGUCGAGGUUCCAUCUCUUCCCCGGGAUGGCGUCGAGGGUCCGUGACUCCCCGGGUCACCACCAUCCCGUGUCCGGGUUGCCAGCACGACAUCGACCUCGGCGAGCGCGGCAUCAGCAUGUUGUUCCGUAACUUCACCCUGGAGAGCAUCGUGGAGCGCUACCGGCAGGCGGCCCGCGCUGCUGUCGCCAUCAUGUGCAACAUCUGUAAACCUCCGCAGCAGCAGGAGGCUACGAAGAGCUGCAUGGACUGCAAGGCCAGCUACUGUAAUGAGUGCUUCAAGCUGCACCACCCCUGGGGAACGCCCAAAGCCCAGCACGAGUAUGUUGGUCCCACCACGAAUUUUAGGCCCAAGGUUCUCAUGUGUCCAGAGCAUGAGAUGGAGAAGGUGAACAUGUACUGCGAGGUCUGCAAACGACCGGUGUGUCACUUGUGCAAGCUGGGAGGAUCCCACGCCAACCACAAAGUCACCUCCAUGAGCAGCGCCUACAAGAUCCUCAAGGAGAAACUGGCCAAGAGUAUCCAUUACCUCAUCAGCAAAGAGGACCAGGUCAGGACUCAGAUUACUGAGCUGGAGCUGCUCAUCAAUCAGACUGAGGAGAACGGCCAGCUAGCGGAGCGUCGAGCCAAUGAGCACUUUGAGCGUCUGUUUGAGACUCUACAGGAGAGAAAAUCAGAGAUGCUCAGGUCCAUCGAACAGUCUCGUAACCGCCGCCUGGACCAACUCAAAGGCCAGGUGGAGGAGUACCAGGGUAUGCUGGAGAACAGUGGACUGGUGGGCUACGCUCAGGAGGUGCUGAAAGAGACCGAUCAGUCCUGCUUUGUACAGACCGCUAAGCAGCUGCAUGUCAGGAUCCAGAAAGCCACAGAGUCUCUGAGGACCUUCCACCCUGCAGCCGACCCCUGCUUUGAUGAGUUUGUGCUGGACACGUCCAGAGAGGAAACUCUGCUCAAAGAGAUGUGCUUUGGUGGAGUUCCAGACCCUCCUCUGAUCGACUUGUCCAACAGCCGUGUCUACAAUGAGGCCUCGAUCUGCUGGAGGCUGUCUGAUGACCACCUACCCACAGAUCACCAUGUGCUGGAAUACCGCAGACUUGGGGGCCCGAGAGAGUCCCCAUCCCAGGAGGACGGUGAGGACAACGGCGUCUGGAGGGCGACAGACAGGGUUUACGGUCCCAGCACUGUGGUGUAUGACCUGGAGCCUGACAGCAGGUACUCCUUCAGAGUCCGAAGCUGCAGAAACUCCAUGUUCAGCCCCUACAGCCCCGAGGUCAACUUUCACACACCACCUGCACCUGCUUUUGGUUUCCUGUUCAGCGACAAGUGUGGCUUCAGUACGGAGCGGCUCAUCCUAAACGAGCGCCGGGACAGCGUGGAGAGCGUAGCAGGAAUGGCCUUCCUCCUCGCAGCAGAACGUGUGCAGACAGGCAGCUACAUCGGACUAGAUUACAUCAUUGGGGACACAGGCAUCUCUCAGGGAAGACACUAUUGGGCCUUUAAGGUGGAACCAUACUCCUACAUGGUUAAAGUUGGAGUGGCCUCCGACACGAAGCUGCUUGAAUGGUUUCACAAUCCGAGAGAUACCAGCAGCCCGAGGUACGACCAUGAUAGUGGACAUGACAGCGGCAGCGAAGACGCCUGCUACGAGCUCUGCCAGCCCUUCACCCUCCUCACCCUCGGCAUGGGAAGGCUUUUCAUCCCCAAGGCUUCUUCAUCUUCCUCCGUGUCCACAGCAAACGCAGCAUCCGGUGCCGGCAGCCGCAUGCUUCCCAUGCCGCAGCGUUUGGGUGUGUGCUUAGAUUAUGACGCAUGCCGGGUGUAUUUCUACGACGCCGACACCAUGAGGUGCCUUUACGAGAGGCAGGUGGAUUGUUCGGGAACGAUGUCAGCUUUCGGCCUCAUGGGCAGCGGCAAGGUUCAGCUGGAGGAGUUCAUCGCCACUAAGAAGCUAACCUUCUGAGGAAGGAGGCAGUCUCGAUCGAUUUAAUCUUGGCAUGUUCUGGGAAGAGCAGUUUUAUUGACAGGGGUGAUGGAGUACAAUCCAGACCAGUUCCUUUUGAGGGUCAGAUGAGGCAGAUGUGAUCAGAGCUUUUGGUUCUAAAUGUGAAAAUGGGAUCUCUGCCAGAGACUGGCCUAUUUAGAACUGGCAUGUCUAAUGUAUGACACUAUCAGUGUGCACAUUCAGCGGUAACCAGAUAUGAAAGGUCUUCUCUACAUACCAAAGUCUCUGUAUCUGUUAAUUGUAUUUGACCUGGUUUUAAUUGCCAGCUAUGAUCAGCUGUUGAUGUAGAAUUGGCUGCACAGGUCCGCAGUCACUUUAAAUGUUUGUUUUAACAUGAAAGGCCUUUGAGCUUACACUUCCUCCUUUACCAGGUUUGUUUAUAGAUUAUUUUCUCUUAAUUAUGGGGUGGACUUUGUGGGCCUGUUUUCUGCAACUAUUUGUCUAAACGUAGCAGUAUAGGUGUAGAUGUAAUCUUGGUGGACCUGGGAGAGCCUUGUAGCUACUUUGAAGCUAGCGCCUUUGUGCCUUUUUUUUUUUUUUUUUUUUUUUUUUUGUUGUUAGGAAAAGGGUUCACUUAGUUUGCUCGAGCCAGCAGAUGUUGGUGUCAUUGCACAGACAUUAUGGAAAUACUUAACAGCAUAAAUACUGUAUGUUAGACUUACUGUAGGCAUAGUGAUCACACACUGGUGUCAAAGUUAAUGGUAUUCAUUAUGACUUGUUAUUUACCUAUUUACUCUUGACUUUAUCACAGAAAACACUACUUUUCCUACUUGUUGCAGUUUUGUUUAGCUGUUUUUGCACAAUGUGAGUGAAUCGUCGCACGUGAUAGACUUUACAAUCACUGCAUUUUUAACACUACCUAGUUGGCUUCUUCACUGUAAUAUACUAUAAAUAUUGACACACAUCCGUCACCACACUGAUGUUUCACACUUACAAAAGCGUCCAUGUUCACUCACAAAAGUGCAUCCUGGAGCCGUUACUUGGAUUUACGAGCCUCUCACUGUUCUGCUCUUACAUCUGUUGCACGGCACACAGUGACCUUCAACAUCAUUUAACUAUCCAAAACACCGUGUACUUGUAGCCAGCAUUCAUUUGACAGCUGCAAGAUCACUAAAAGCCAAAGCUUUUUUUUGGUUCUGGUGCUGACAUAAGUACAACCCACAGCUUUGUGGUUUCACAGCCUUUAAAACAGUCUAAAAAACAAAACUGUCAGUUAUUCAGGUUCUCACAAAAAGUGCUAUCGCAAAACACACCUUUCAAUACUGAUGCUUUCAAAACCACCAUUUACUUACAGUGCAGACACAUUAACUGUAGCUUCUUAGCAUGUUACGGCUUGAAUUUGGCUGUCAGACGCCGAAGUGGUUGAUUGGCUUGGAUCGAAUCAGCUCAGAUGUUAGUCUUACAGAGCAAACUAGACAGACUGUUCGCUGGGAAAUGAUGCUUGUUUUUGUAUAGACACAUUCUGUAUAUGUGCCUGCACAUGGGUUGUUUGUACAUUUUUAUAUAUAUUUUGCUUUCUGGAGGGUUCGGUAAUCGGUUUGUGUGCGUUUUCUCAGGUUUCUGGCCCUGACCGGGGCCCAGUGCUACUUACUACCUCUAUCCAUCAGGCCUGGAAAACCUUAACUACUGUACCUUUCCUGACAGAAACCAGUUUGUUUUGAUUUACAGCUUUCUUUAAAACAGUCGGUUCAGUAUCUCCGCCUUCUCUCUGUCCGAUAAUAAGCUGGUCUUUUAAAAGUUUGAUUUUUAAAUUCCAUGUACAUAUUAAUCCAGAGUGUAUUAUUUUCAGUGGAAUAGAGUGAAUCAUAAAUGUUCAUGUGAUUAGUUGCUUGUGGAUCACUGUUGAUGGAAUUAUUGUCAGCAAAAGAUACCCCAUUCAGCUGCCUUUGACAAGGGAGUGUUUUGUUUUUAAUGGAUCAACCUUUUCUCCUUUUUGUGGUGUUGGUUUGAGCAUUUUAGGUAUCAAGUAUGGAAUCCUAUGUUUUGGGUUAAACAUUUAAUUGCUUUUUCAGUUAUCUGGACAGACAAUGUUCUCUAGUCUCAAAAUGAAAUAUCUGGUGACUGUGCACAUAUUUUGUGUCACAGCUUUUCAUUUUUGUCAGUUCAAUUCUCAAAGAGCUGAACCCUGAUUCCUGUAUGUUUAAAAAUUGAGCAUUCAACAUCCUUAGAAUACAUCUAUGCAUUGAAAAAUCAGCAGGUCAGGUUCAGUUUUAAUUCCCGUCACAGAAUGUAUUCAUAAUUGCAGAGCAAAUCGCUGAAUGUUCAUUUCUGUUUUUAAGGUGUUUUGUUCCUAUUGAUUUGUUCCACUUGAAUUCACAGCACGCUUGUAUGUAGUUACAGAAAUCUGAUCAAAGGCUUGUAAUCUUAAUACCACAGCGAUACUAAAUUAAAUGCAUCCUCUAGCCUUCCUUUCGGUAAUUAAUUCAGAACCAAAUAUUUUGCAGGCUGGCUCUCAAUCUAAUUCCAAGCUAGCACUUUAGAAAUCUGUAGCAUGUCAGCAGCUGUUUGGCUCUGCAGGUGUGUAUAAUACGCGUGUGCAAUAUUAUUGACUGGGCUGUAGAACCGAAGAGGAUAUCGUAGACGGAGAAGCCUAUAAAGAGGAUUUGCACUGUUAGCCGUUUAUAGGUUACUUUGUGGUGAAAAUGGGCUUUUCCUUGAUACAAGGUGAAUUUAAACACUACUUGUAAAUGUUUUCUCCCCUCUGUACCACUCGAUUUUUCUGAAAUUAGUGUUUAUUGUCCCCUUGUGUUUUUCUUCAGAGGACUGGAUGUGGUGUGUAAGUGGUGGACUUCUGUAUGUGCAUUAUGUAAAGAUGUGGAAAUGUUGUUUGCUCUGAUUCAUGGAAGGCCACACUUUUUAUUUUGCUGUGUGGGGAUUUGUUCAAAUAAAACUAGUGUGUUUUUAAAUCCA
Acanthochromis polyacanthus (spiny chromis) is the source of this 5772-nucleotide messenger RNA. RefSeq names its product tripartite motif containing 36 (gene trim36). Gene Ontology annotation, molecular function: protein binding; zinc ion binding. Lineage: Eukaryota; Metazoa; Chordata; Actinopteri; Pomacentridae. The record is from RefSeq and is a predicted model, not a curated record.